GGUGAUGGGAUUAGGGAUCUCCUGCCUUUGGUCCUAAGUGCCACUAUCUGUGCUGAGUUUUUCAAAGGUCAGAGCAGAUUGAACCUCUGUGGUUUCAUUUUCCCUGAUUUUGAUUUUUCUCAUGGGGAACCUGUGUGGCUGCAUUCAAGGUGACUCGAAGAAGCCUUCCAAAAAGCAUGUGAAAAGGGAGCCCUCCUCUACUACCAAGGUGACUUCAGGGAGCACAUUCAAUGAGAAUACAAGAAGAUAUGCUGUGCACACCAACCAGUGUAGGAGACCUCAUGGCUCCCGGGUAAAGAAGAAGAGGUACCCACAAGAAGAUGACUUCCAUCAUACAGUCUUCAGCAACCUUGAAAGAUUGGACAAGCUUCAGCCCACUCUUGAAGCCUCUGAGGAGUCUCUAGUUCACAAGGACAGAGGAGAUGGAGAGAGGCCAGUCAACGCGAGGGUGGUGCAGGUGGCCCCUCUGAGGUGUGAAUCUACUCCCCAUGAAGACACCGUACACGACAUCACUAACGAGGACGCCACACACGACAUCGCCAACGAGGACACUGUACAUGACACCGCUAACGAGGCCGCCGACAAGGGCAUCGCCAGCGAGGACGCUGCCCAGGGCAUCGCCAACGUGGUCGCCGCCCAGGGCAUCGCAAACGAGGACGCCGCCCAGGGCAUCGCCAGCGAGGACGCCGCCCACGGAAUCGCCAGCGAGGACGCCGCCCACGGAAUCGCCAACGAGGACGCCGCCCAGGGCAUCGCCAACGAGGACGCCGCCCAGGGCAUCGCCAACGAGGAUGCCGCCCACGGAAUCGCCAACGAGGACGCCGCCCAGGGCAUCGCCAACGUGGUCGCCGUCCACGGCAUCGCCAACGUGGUCGCCGCCCAGGGCAUCGCCAACGAGGACGCCGCCCAGGGCAUCGCCAUCGCUAAUGAGGAUGCCAUAUAUGACAUCGCUAAUGACACCGUACAAGGCAUGCUAACGAGGACAUCGUACAAGCCGUCGCUAACAAGUACACUGUACACAACAUUGCUAAUGAGGGCACUGUACAAGACAUCACCAAUGAGGACGCUUUAUACGACAUUGCUAAUGGCACCGACAAGGCACGCUAACGUGGACGCUGUACACGACAUUGCUAAUGAGGACACCGUAUAAGACAUCGCUAGUAACUAUCGCAAGAACAAAAAACCAAACACCGCAUAUUCUCACUCAUAGGUGGGAAUUGAACAAUGAGAUCACAUGGACACAGGAAGGGGAAUAUCACACUCUGGGGACUGUUGUGGGGUGGGGGGGGGAGGGAUAGCAUCGGGAGAUAUACCUAAUGCUAGAUGAUGAGUUAGUGGGUGCAGCGCACCAGCAUGGCACAUGUAUACAUAUGUAACUAACCUGCACAAUGUGCACAUGUACCCUAAAACUUAAAGUAUAUAUAUAAAAAAAAGACAUCGCUAGUGAGCACGCUGUAUACGACAUCGCUAAUGAGGACACUAUAUAUGACAUCGCUGAUGAGGACAUUGUAUACGACAUCACUAAUGAGGACACCAUACAAGGCAUCGCUAACGAUGACGCUGUACACAACAUCGCUAAUGAUGACACCGUAUAAGACAUCGCUAAUUAUGACGCUGUAUACGACAUUGCUAAUGACACCGUACAAGGCACGCUAACGAGGAUGCUGUACACGACAUCACUAAUGAGGACAGUGUACAAGCCAUCGCUAAUGAGGACACUGUAUAUGACAUCGCUAACGAGGACACUGUACAAGGCAUUGCUAACGAGGACACUGUACACAACAUCGCUAAUGAGGACACCAUAUAAGACAUCACCAAUGAGGAUGCUGUAUAUGACAUCGCUAAUGACACCCACAAGGCAUGCUAACGAGGACGCUGUAGACGACAUUGCUUAUAAGGACACCGUACAAGACAUCGCUAACCAGGACGCUGUAUACGACAUCGCUAAUGAGGACGUUGUAUAUGACAUCGCUAAUGAGGAUGCUUUACAAGACAUAGAUAAUGAGGUUGCUGUAUAUGACAUCGCUAAUGAGGACAUUGUAUAUGACAUCGCUAAUGAGGACGCUCUAUACGACAUCACUAAUGAGGACACUGUAUACAACAUCACUAAUGAGGACGCUGUAUAUGGCAUCGCUAAUGAGGAUGCUGUAUACGAAUUCACUAAUAAGGACGCUGUAUAUGACAUUGCUAAUGAGGACACUGUACAAGACAUCUGUAAAAAAGAAGAUGCUGCCAAUGUAAGACACUUUUCUUUGUCUUGAACAGAAAUGUUACUUUCCUGGCUUCUUUCCAAUCAGAUGUAGACAUGAACAUCUGCCAGUGUGCAUUAUCGAUGUCAUCUGCAGUUUAAUCAAAUGUAGACAUGAACGUCUGCCAAUGUGGACUAUUUAUGACAUCUGCAAUUCCCUUGGUGUGGUGCUAUUGAUUGGCAGCCUCUCACCAACCCAUGCCAGGCACACUGGGGUGUGGUAGAUGGCAGCAUCCACGAUCCACUGCAAUGCAGAGGUGUUUCCCUCCACAGCAGUUUUCCCCCAUGGAUUAAGAGUUGUGAAACUGCCAAUCUAGAUACACUUUAAAGAUAAAUUCUGUGGGAAAAGG
Molecule: messenger RNA, 2598 nt
Organism: Pan troglodytes (chimpanzee)
Lineage: Eukaryota; Metazoa; Chordata; Mammalia; Primates; Hominidae
Exons: 8
Coding region: 122-1150 (342 amino acids)
Source: RefSeq, a predicted model, not a curated record